UUCUUUUCCAACAAAGAAGGCAUGGCAGACAGACCCAACCGGCUUCGGCCAUUUCGUUUUUGGCUACCUUUCUGGGCCAAUCCAUCCCUAACCCCUCCGCGUCCUCCAAUCCCAACUCAGCAGCAACCCCUACCUCAAACUCCGGCAUCUACUCCACUGCCUCCAGCUGAACCUCAACACCCAUCUCAGACCCAACCAAAGUCCCCACCAGCACCAGCAACUCCACAACUUGCAAUUCAGAACUCUUCUAGAUCUCCAUCACCAGCACAAGGUGCUUCUCAGGCACCAGUAGCAAAUCAGGUGGAGUCUCAGAUCCUAUCUCAACCCCCGUCUCCUUCCUCACCACCUAAAUCACCAAUUGGAAGUACUUCACCAUCAAACCAGCCAGAGCUAUUGCCCCAUGAAUCUCCGACUUUGGUACAAACCAAAUCACCUACACAAUUGCAGCCACACGCUCUUCCUCAAACACAAGAAACGAAUCCAAUCCAAUCAGCUUCAAAGCCAACAGAUGACCAUCCUGCACGAGAUCCAGAGUCCAAACCAUACCCCUCAAUAUCUGAGAAGGAAACCAAGCAAACUCAAGAAGAAAAGCCCAGAACGAUCCCAGAACCAAAACCAGACAAGCAACCUGGCAAACUCCUCGAGUCAGAAGCACAUUCUGAACCAGCUUCCAAAGAGCAGCCUGAAACCAAAAAUCCAGAAUCAGAUAGACUUGCCGAAGGAUUUAAAGGCAAACUCGAAACAGAGCCAGAAAUAGAGCCUCAGAAACCACAAAAUGAAGCAGGCAAAAUAAUAGCGGAACUUAGAAUCUCAAAACCUGGGCAUUCUAAGGAGCAAGAUAACGUAGACAGAGAGGAGUCAGCACAAAAUGGUUCCGGCGGAAAAGAGAAUAAGAUCGCCAUCUCCACCAUGCCAUGGACUUCAUCCUCCGAUGGCGAGCGAGCUCCCUUUGAGAAGGAGAUCGAGAAGCGGCAUUCAAGACUGGUGCAGAAGGUGGGCAUUGGGGAGAGGAUGGGGAAUGGACAACCAGUGAGUAUGAUCACCUUAGCAGGUGAAAACAACGGAGCAUCCAUGGUUCUAGGUUCACACAUCCAUAUUCACAGGGGAUUCAAGCAUCCUAAGGGCGAUGUUGAGGCAAGCUAUGAUGACCCGGCAAUCACUGCCACCAUCAAUAGCAAUGCGCAAAGCAUCAACAACUCGACCUUCCAUGGUAGUUCUUGCAAUGAAAGAGACCCUGGCGUUCACCUGAAGCUAUCAAGUAAGAAGGUGGAGGCCGCGAGUCUAAGGAGACAACCAGAGCCACUUAAACCGCAGAAGACUGACGCAAGUCUAAGGAGACCACCAGAGCCAAUUAAACCACAGAAGACUGCACCUCGCAUUACUCCAGAGCAGAAACCGUCCCACGAGCCCAGGAUCAGAAGACGGUGCCUUCGAGCACUCUUUAUGGAAUCCAGCGACAGUGAUCCAGAGAACCCUCAGAAGCCACAGCGGCAUGGAUGCCGUUUUUGCUGCGAUGAGAAAAAGAAGGAAAAGGCUGAUAUCGGUGCCACUUCCACAGCUAAUGGUAAUGCAAGGGCAAGACAAGCGGAGGAAGGUACAAGUAGAGCGUGAAACCGGCAUUCACGGUUGUGCAGAACAACAUUGUCAUGGCCUGCAACUACUACAGUAGCACUUCUAUGUUUUUCUUAAAAAAUGAUGGCUAAAAUGAUCAGUUUUUAGACUGUUUAAGCAAUGUUACCUGCCCUCCAGGAUACAAUUAUGUUUGAUGACUGUAAUAAUAUGAACAUGUGUCUGUAGUUCCUAAACAUUGUAUAUAUUCUGAAUUUAAGAAAAAGCAAGUUAUGUCUGAUGUCCUUUCUGGAAUAGACCUGAUUCCACAUACU
Molecule: messenger RNA, 1883 nt
Organism: Elaeis guineensis (African oil palm)
Lineage: Eukaryota; Viridiplantae; Streptophyta; Magnoliopsida; Arecales; Arecaceae
Source: RefSeq, a predicted model, not a curated record